This is a messenger RNA of Oenanthe melanoleuca, 561 nucleotides long. Its product is annotated as zinc finger protein 239-like. Gene Ontology annotation, cellular component: transcription regulator complex; PcG protein complex. Lineage: Eukaryota; Metazoa; Chordata; Aves; Passeriformes; Muscicapidae. The transcript has 2 exons. Gene Ontology annotation, molecular function: RNA polymerase II cis-regulatory region sequence-specific DNA binding; DNA-binding transcription factor activity, RNA polymerase II-specific. The record is from RefSeq and is a predicted model, not a curated record. Gene Ontology annotation, biological process: regulation of transcription by RNA polymerase II. Bases 1 to 561 code for a protein of 186 amino acids.
AUGUCAAUUAAAAAGCAGAUUGUGGGGGGCCAUAUACAUGAGCGGAUUCACACAGAAGAGAGGCCCUUCCGCUGCCCCGACUGCGGGAAGGGAUUCAAGCAAAACUCCACCCUCGGUGCCCACCGGCGCAUCCACACUGGGGAGAGGCCUUAUGAGUGUGGGAAAUGUGGGAAGAGAUUCAGAAACAUCUCCCACCUGAUGCAGCACCAGGUGGUCCACACAGGGGAACGGCCCUACACCUGCUUGGAAUGUGGGAAGAGCUUUGGGCAGAGCUCCACCCUGAGAGUCCACCAGCGGAUCCACACUGGCGAGAGGCCCUAUGAGUGUCCUGUGUGUGAUAAGAGGUUUCAGACCAGCUCCAAUCUCCUCCUACAUGAGCGGAUUCACACAGAGGAGAGGCCCUUCCGCUGCCCCGACUGCGGGAAGGGAUUCAAGCAAAACUCCAACCUCACUGUCCACCGGCGCACCCACACCGGGGAGAGGCCCUACGAGUGUCCUGAGUGUGGGAAGAGCUUCUCACAGAGCUCUCACUUGACCGAACACCAACGGAGGCUCCACUAA